AUGGGAGGAGCACAGAGUUCUGAGCAAGGACAAUAUGGAUUUCAUGUGUUGAAAGUAAAGGAGAAUUCUCCCGCUUUUCACGCAGGAAUUGAGCAAUUCUUUGAUUAUAUUGUCAAUAUCAACGGCAUCCCACUCAACAAUGGCGAUAGUCAAACAUUGUUGAAAACAUUGCAGGAAUACGAAGGAAAGCCUCUGCCUAUGGGUGUCUAUUCUAGCAAAGAGCAAUCAUUUCGAGAAAUUACUUUAACACCAAGCAGAGAUUGGCAUCCUGACGAUCCAAAUGAAAAGAGCUUAAUUGGCUGCUCAAUUAGAUUCUGUUCGUUUGAACGUGCUGGAGAGAACGUAUGGCACGUGCUGGACGUAUCUCCCAAUUCCCCUGCUGAAAUGGCUGGUAUUAUUCCCUACUCUGACUACAUUAUAGGUAGUCCACACAUGACCUUGAGGAAUGAGGAUGAUUUCUACGAUUUGGUGGAGCAAUACCUGGGUAAACCUCUUCGACUAUACCUAUACAACUCAGAGUGGGACAGCUGCAGAGAAUGUAUUAUUGUGCCUAAUCAUGAAUGGGGAGGAAAUGGUUCGUUGGGUUGCGAUGUCGGAUACGGCUUAUUGCAUAGAAUACCUCGAAAAAAGAGCGACAGAGAGUUGCAGGCAGAUGAAGAACAUCAAAAGCGCUCGGAUUCAGUGACCUACAGUGAUACCAUCUUUAAUGCACCAGUAUUGCCUGCUUCAGACGAGGAAGAGGUAUUGGAGGAAGCAAAACAAGUAUCACUUCCACCUUCUCCUACUAACCAAUCGACCCAAUCACCACAAACACCCUCAACAACAGAAGCAGCAACAGCAGCAGAAGCAGAAGCACAAUCAUCAUCUACAGCAACACCAUGA
Messenger RNA from Mucor velutinosus, 882 nucleotides. RefSeq lists its product as uncharacterized. Gene Ontology annotation, molecular function: protein binding. Gene Ontology annotation, cellular component: Golgi apparatus. NCBI's taxonomy places the organism in Eukaryota, Fungi, Mucoromycota, Mucoromycetes, Mucorales, Mucoraceae. Bases 1 to 882 code for a protein of 293 amino acids. Gene Ontology annotation, biological process: Golgi organization. The transcript is spliced from 5 exons. The record is from RefSeq and is a predicted model, not a curated record.